AUGUCGGUGACAUCGACUCGUUGGCUGUUCUUUUGUCUACUUUUUGUCAUCACUCUGUCUUUUGAUAUGAUUGAUGUUCCUGAAGUAUGCAGACCACAACUGCAAACAGCGAACUGCUGGUAUUACAGACCGAAUUAUGUCUACAACCACCUUCUUGAUCGGUGCAUCUGGAGCGGUUGGAGUUCAUGCAAUUCAGAACUGAACAGUUUCAGCACCCGGCGCCAGUGCGAGAGAAUCUGUCUUGGGAGUCGCCGACGCGGCAGUCCCAACCUCCACGAACGCGACGAAUACUACUCGCCGGGAUUUUACGAGGAGACGCCGUCGAGAAGAUAUAGGCCCUACGAGGGACACCAAAUUGACUAA
Messenger RNA from Mesocestoides corti, 363 nucleotides. Lineage: Eukaryota; Metazoa; Platyhelminthes; Cestoda; Cyclophyllidea; Mesocestoididae. The record is from the annotation of a GenBank genome assembly.